This is a messenger RNA of Electrophorus electricus (electric eel), 2460 nucleotides long. It is a transcript of the gene irf3, whose product is annotated as interferon regulatory factor 3. Gene Ontology annotation, biological process: regulation of transcription by RNA polymerase II; immune system process. The record is from RefSeq and is a predicted model, not a curated record. Gene Ontology annotation, cellular component: nucleus. Gene Ontology annotation, molecular function: protein binding; RNA polymerase II cis-regulatory region sequence-specific DNA binding; DNA-binding transcription factor activity, RNA polymerase II-specific. NCBI's taxonomy places the organism in Eukaryota, Metazoa, Chordata, Actinopteri, Gymnotiformes, Gymnotidae.
ACCGCUCUGGACGGGUUUCCCGAGAAUGGGGGUCGGGUAGCGUUAUAAACGGCUGGGUUCUUAGUUGUUGACAGUAGGUUGUAAGGUGCCGUCCUUAACAAUAGAUUAAGUAACAUAUCGACGAUAUUCAGAAACUCUCAGAGGAAACACUGGUGCGUCUGUGACAGGUCGUCUUUACAGGUUUUUUCUCCCAUGGCCCAGUCAAAACCGCUCUUCAUUCCGUGGUUGCGUCAGCAAAUUGACAGUGGACGGUUCCCGGGCGUUCAUUGGGUCAACCAGGACCACACACUGUUCUGUAUUCCUUGGAAGCACGCACUGAGACAGGAUGCAAACAGCGAUGAUGUACUUAUAUUCAAGGCAUGGGCACAGACAAAUGUUGGCUCUGUGGACAAGAUCCAUGGUGACCCUUCGGUAUGGAAGAGAAACUUCCGGAGUGCGCUCAGAGCCAAACACUUCAAACUAGAGGUAGACAGCAAGAAUGACUCAGCCAAUCCCCACAAAAUCUUUAGGUGGCCAGAGGAGACGCACUCAUCUGGAGAGUCUAAGGAAGCGUCACAAGACUGUGAUAUUGCUGUUCCUAUCUGUGAUUCCCUGUACUUGGCAGAUGACAAAAUAUUUCGAGAUGGCAGCACACCCCCUAAUUUUCUGGAGCACUGUCUUAUGGGUCUGGAUAUUGGCCCAAAUCAAGAUGAUCAAAAACCUGAGAUGGAUCAUCUGCUGUUCCUGAACCAGCCAGUAGGGGGAGGGCAGUACCCAGAAAUGGCUAUUCCUGAAGUACCCUUACUUUCGCAGACAGUUACUGUUAAAGACACGUUUCCCACUCAGGAAACCAUAACCACUAGUGGAGCAGCAGGGGGUGUGCUUCAAACAUCCCCUGCUGAAGGCACACUGGCUCUGAGUCAGUUUUCUCCGCUAGAGGGCGCAUUUGCGGGUGAACAGUACCAUACAGAGGAGCCUGUUAUGGGGGACCAGGUUACCAUCAAGGACACACCCAGUGAUUCAUGUUCCAACCAGUUUUCAACACAUUAUAAGGUAGUGGUUUAUUACAAAGGAAGCAGGGUGUUUGACAAAGUGGUGGAGAAUGAGGCAGGUUUCAGGAUAGUGUGUAGGAACAGGCCCUGCCUAAUGUCAGACUCUCUCUCAGUUGUGGAACUACCCACCCCUGACUCUAUCCUGGACCAGACCCAGGCCAGGUUAACCAUGGAUAUCCUUACUAAUCUUGGGGGUCUGGAGGUCAGAAGGUCAGGUGGAAUACUGCUGGGUCAUCGCUGGGGAGACAGCCGAGUCUACUGGGGUCAGUGCAAACACGAGCAAGGGAAAAGGCCAAGAGCUCUCUCCAAAAACCAACCUGAGUGCAUCUACUCCCUCAGAGAAUUCUGCAUGGGCUUAAAAGAGUUUAUUGACAACAAUGGCGGAUCAUCUCCUUCCUACUCUCUCUUCUUCUGUUUGGGGGAGAAGUGGCCUGACCCCAAAAACAAACCCUGGGACAAGAAGCUCAUCACAGUAGAGGUGGUUCUUACCACCCUGGAGAGGCUGAAGAUGUUGGCUGUGGAUAACGGGGCUUCUUCCCUCAAUUCCGUUGAGCUGCAGCUCUCGCUUGAGCAGAUGAUGGAGAUAUGCUAGCCACCCAAACCACUAAUGAGUCAAAUACCUGGAACCACAGAUGAACUGACGUUAUGCACUUUGUAGAACACUUUAAAUAGAAACUGACCUGUGAACCCUUGUGUGGAAGUAUUUACUUCAUAGGUCUAAUCAGGUAUUUUGGUUGUUUGGUUUUAUUUGUCCUUGUUUAUUAGUAUUCUUUUGAAUAUGGCAUGACAGCUUGUGAGGGUCUGAUUUUGUGUAUUUGCUUGUAUAUGGAUGACUUUAAAUAGAGGUAUGAUAUUAUUUUACUAUUUAUAUCUCUAUUUAAGGUUCUUGAUGUAAUGAAAGGACAACUUAUUUUCACUUUAAUAAACCUAAAAUGGGAGAUUUCCUUUUUCAGCUUUUCCUUUUUAUCAUUUUCUUUGUCACCAAACUGAAACAGGAAAACACUGCUUCUUGCUGCUUUAACACAAAAUAUACCCAUAGCUUCUGAUCUCUCCUAUAAAACUGUCACUUUAUAAAUGUUCUUACAGUCUGUUGUGAACAGGUGCAUUCAUAGGAUCACAGUAGACAAAGUGUCUCAUUCAAUAAUACUUUAUGUAAUUAAGAUUUUCACAAUCUUUACAAUUCGUGGAUGACAUUGAAAUGCUGCAUUCUUGUUUGUACAGUAAACCUUGGAGCAAAUUUUAAUUAUCAUUCAUGUAACACAAAGACGUUAUCACAGGUGAGGAUAAACUGCUAACAAUGUGAUUUGUAUAUCUGGCGGAUUGGUGGGUGUAGUCAGGGGGUUGGGGGAAAUGUGUCCUGUGUUUACAUUUCCUUUGCCACCAUUGUCCAGCCAAAUUUCCUACUUGGAUAAUAAAGUUGAAAACUGAA